CUCCCCCGACUUGGGCGAAGCGGAGAAGGGCGCGGAGGGGCAGAGCUGGCUGGCGGCGGGAUGUGGCAGGUCACCUGCCCGAGCCCCCAUGGCCUGCACAAGCGAUGCCCGGCUUCAGCUGGGUCGGGAAGCGCUGCAGGCGGCACCCACGUUGCUGGUCCCCGCGGUGCUGCUGGGAGCCGCACUCGGCCUGGGCCUCGGCCUGUGGCUAGGCUGCCGCGCCAGCCGCCUGCGCACGCGACUCCAGAAAGAUGACACCCAGCGCCUGCUCAGGAGUUCAGAGCCCACUGCACACAGCCUGCCAGACACUGGCUCCCGGGUCAGGAGACGCCAGAGAGAAAUGAUGACUACUCGGGAUGAGGAUGCUCCUGAGGAGUGUGACCCACCCUUGAGCAGCAACAUCACAGCGUUUGCACUGAAAGCCAGGGUUGUCUAUCCCAUCAACCAGAAGUUCCGGCCUCUGGCUGAUGGAUCCUCCCACCCGUCACUGCAUGAAAACCUGACACAGGCAGCAGCCAUCCUGCCCCACCUACCCCACCAGCCAGCAGAGGCCUCACCAGCCAGCAGCCUGGGCAGCCUGAGCCAGGCUGGGAAGGAAGAUGGCAGCUCUUCUUCCAGCAUGCACUCAGCCUACAGUGACGACAGGAUCCUCCACUGUGCCUUCCUCCGGGUGGGCAGCUUCCCUGAGGUUCUGGCCUGUGAGAGUGCAGAUAUUGACCUAUGUGUUCGCAGCCUUCUUCUGAAAGACCUGCUUCAGGUAGACACAGCGCUGAGACGGGAGAAGCACAUGGUGUUCAUUCAGAUUCUUAAAGCAUGCCUCCUGGAUGUUUUUCCCAAAAAGAAGCCUGAUGAUGAGUUAUACCAGAAGAUACUCUCAAAACAAGAGCAUGAUUUGGAGGAGUUAGAAAAGGGACUUCAAGCCAGAUUGGCGACCACAGUGACUCCAAUGGGCACCAGUGACUCCAGCUACGUCUCCCUGGCAGAUGUGGAGAGGAAGGAGAGAGAGCUCUCAGAGCAACUCAUAGACAAUAUGGGAGCUUUCUGGAAGCAGAUGGAAAGCAUCCAGCCCAUUCUCGUGGACCAGUUUAAAUGUUCCAGCUCAAAGGCACGGCAACUCAUGAUGACUCUGACAGGAAGAAUGAUUGCCACUGAAGGGCUGCUGCGUGAUGCUCAGGACCUGUUAGCCCUGGACGCCCUGGAGAGAUCACUGGGUCGGGCCCACAUGGCAAGAAUGGUAGAGUUCCUGAGGACCCAGAUCCAGGAGGAGACCAAAUGCCGGCUGGCUGCUAUCUCCCAUGGCCUGGAGCUGCUCACUAUCCAGGGACAGCUGUCUGGGAGGCAAAAGGAGGAACUUCUGACCCAACAGCACAAGGCCUUCUGGGAGGAGGCAGAGUGCUUUGGCAGGGAAUUCAUUCAGCGGGGCAAAGACCUGGUCCAGGCAUCUCUGGCUCACCAGGUAGAAGUGAUGGCAGAGCUCACACAAAUCCAAGAAGAAGAGCAGAGAAGUUUCCUGGCUGAUUCCCAGCUGACCUCAGACCUGGGGGAGUUCCUCAAGGCUUUUCACGAGGUCCUGGAGAGGCAGUGGCUGACGCGGAGUGACCAGGAGGAGGAAGAGGAUAUUAGGAUCACGGAGGCCAUGGCUACACUCUGCCAAGAGCUGUACUGUGGCACCAUGGAAACCUUCCAAAAAUUUGUGGACACUCUGUUCCUGAAGACGCUCCCAGAAGUGAGCAGUCUCCCUGUGGCAGAAUGCGAGGCCCUGAGGCAACAGGUCCAGGAGCAGGUAGUGAGACAGCUGGAGCAAGUGGACCGAUUUCGCAGACGGCAGUGGGAACUCCUGUGUGACCUCUUGGAACAGGACAGGAGGGUGUGGCUGGAGGAGUGUGCGCUGUCCACGGUGCUGCAGAGGCAGCUGCGGGAGCACCAGGAGAGCACCAUUCAUAGAGUCCUGAGCCGAUUCAGUGGCCUCUCUGAAGAGUCCACACGAGGCAUCCUGCAGGGCCACGAGCUGCUGCUCUGCUCCGCUCUGCGUAGACUGGCCCUCCGAGGCACCACCACUACUGCCCUGGCUCAGAUGAGGCUCUCCGGGAAGAAGAGGCUCCUGCAGGAGCUGCGUGAGCAGCUGGCUCUGGAGCAGGGAGCCUCCCCCUGCCUGGAGGAGCAUCAAUGGCAGCUUCUCAGAGCCCUGGAAGCACGGAUCCAGGAGGAGGCAACCAGACUGGAAGAUGAGGCACAGCAGACAGGCCUGCGGCUCCAGCAGCAGCUCCUUGCAGAGGUUCAAGAGGCAGGGCAGCUGCUACAGAUGCACUCAGAGAGGGCCAUUGGGCAAGCAUUGUUGGUGCAUGCAAGGAAUGUGGCCAGUAAGGGCCGGACAAGGGACAAGGAAGACUUCAAGAGGACGCUGGUGGAGACGGUGGUCGAGAGUGUGUAUGUGACCAGCACCAGUGUCGGUCACCUCGUGCAGGCAUAUUACCAGCGUGUCGGGAAGCUCCUGCAGGCCCACGAGGAGCAAGUGCUGCAGCGCCUGAAGACCCUGCAGGGUGAGAGAAUCAACACUUACAAGGUGUGGAAGAAGGAAGAAUUCAGUGACCCACCAUCGGGGAGCCAGACAACAGAUACCCAUGGAGCUACCCAGGCGGUGCAGCAGAGGAUGCUGUCACGGCAGAAGAAAUUCCUAGGCCAGUUCACACAGCACCAGCAAGGCCGCCUGAACUGUCAAAAGGAGAAAGCGCGCGAGCUCGACCAGCUCGAAGCCCAGCUUGAGACCCAGCUGCAGGAAGCUGAGCAGACCUUUAUCUCAGAGCUGGCAACACUGGCCCGAGUGCCCCUUACUGAAAACAAGCCAUUCUCCAGCAAGCGAGGACUGCCAGAGAAGCCGGUAAGGACCAGAAGAAAGAAGCCCCCACCUCGGGAGAGAGAGGACCUGGGGCCGCCCAACAAUGAUCACCCUUUGCAGGCGGACCACACCACAGGACCACUCGGCAGCAGAAGGCUGGGUCAGCAGGACAGCGACACUGGUGAUGGAGAGAACUCCAGAAAGAUGCUGCAGAGAAGAAGCAAUCUGUAGCUGGAACCCUGCUGAGAUGGACCUACUGUGCGCCUUGCUUCCUCUGUGGCUGCAGCCUUGUGGUUCAGAUUGGGCCACGAGUUGAAGGCUGAUCUUGAACGAGGGAAUGCCACCUACUUUAGAAAGUGGAAAUGGCAUGACCACCAAGUGCCUGGGAUGACCGGAGAUGGUGGAGACAGGCCUUGGAGAACCUCGGCUUCUGCCCUGGUGCAUUUCCCUGACUGCUUCCUCUGUCGGGAGCGCCCUCUACUCCUGCCCUCCAUCCUCACGGUGUCCUGGUGCUACCCAAUGGCCCUUGGUUCCCAGCAUCUCCACAGAGUCCUACCUGCCGGGGUCUCAGUAUUAUUGGUGUUGUCUGACCCCAAAGUCAUUGUUUCACCCCCAUUGCUCCAUUGUCAUGUCCUGCCAGUGUCCCAACCAGGACCAGCCAACUUUUGCUCUUGGUAGCUCUUUUGGUUCGGGAGUCCUGGGACCUGGUUACUCAAGGAUGUCAGAGUCUCAGAGCCAAUGCCCUUGACACAGCCAUGGAGUUUCUAAUCCGUAGGCCUGUUCUGAACUGUUUGGAGCUUGGGGACCAACCACACGUGCCUGUCACAUAUCACGAGAUCUCCUCCUUGGGCAUUGAGGACAUAGGAGAAUAUCUCUACCCUCAGGCUUCACUGAGGAGGUUAAUCUUCCAGCAGCCAGCAGUCCCUCCCUUGAGGAGAGGUCCCCAGGUCACCUGCUCCUCCAGAGGGAUGGGAAGGACUUCCAUAAGCUUCCAAACCAGCCCCACUUGCCCCCCAGGUCAGAGGUCUUUCCCACUCAGGGGACAAUCUCUUUCACCAUCAGGUAUCCCCAAUCAUGACUGUCAACAUUUUGGGUGUGAUCACUCUUUGCUUGGGUGUGAAAGCUGUUGAUGCCAAAGAUGGAGUCUCUCAUGUUAGACCCAGACCCACGUGUAACCAGGAGGCUAUGAAUGGCACACAUUGGUGCAUUUAGAUGAGCACUGGCACACAUGAAAACACUGCUUCACAUUCUUGCCUAGAGACAUCAGUGUGCCUGCGAGUGCUGCCUGAGGCCAGGCACUUGCUGAGGGCUCGGCUCAUGCAGCAUCCGGCCUUCCUUCUUCCCUUUUCCUUUCCCCUGCUCCUGCUCCUCCUUGCACAUGAGCCAUCCCUGACUCAUUCCGAAUAAAAACCCU
Molecule: messenger RNA, 4250 nt
Organism: Microtus ochrogaster (prairie vole)
Lineage: Eukaryota; Metazoa; Chordata; Mammalia; Rodentia; Cricetidae
Gene: Evc
Product: EvC ciliary complex subunit 1
Biological process (GO): smoothened signaling pathway
Cellular component (GO): ciliary membrane; plasma membrane protein complex
Source: RefSeq, a predicted model, not a curated record